Messenger RNA from Alosa sapidissima (American shad), 14242 nucleotides. It is a transcript of the gene fat3a, whose product is annotated as FAT atypical cadherin 3a. NCBI's taxonomy places the organism in Eukaryota, Metazoa, Chordata, Actinopteri, Clupeiformes, Clupeidae. Gene Ontology annotation, biological process: homophilic cell-cell adhesion. The record is from RefSeq and is a predicted model, not a curated record. Gene Ontology annotation, molecular function: calcium ion binding. Gene Ontology annotation, cellular component: plasma membrane.
ACUGCCGCGCGUGGAAGAGGUUUGUGCAGCGCGGGCCACCGACUGCUGGACGAGCCACAGUCUUCUGCUCCUUGUGUGGAUGCUUCACCGUAAGGACAGUUAACGGAAUACCUACUUGCUGGACGGGAAAGUCGCCGAAAGGAUGGGGGACAGAUCCAUAUGAGUUUGGGUAUGUGGGAGUUUGGCCCCUCCUCUCUGCUCCCAUUGGUGGUGGUGUUGCUGUUGGCCCCGCCCCCGCUGCGUUGCCAGGAUGCGGGCGAAGAGGGCGGUCCCCAGCUACGCUUCACGGCGGAACACUACGAGGCCAGCGUGUUCGAGAACUCACCUGCGCGCACCUACCUGGCGAGCGUCACGCGCAUGGGGGUGCAACUGCUGCGGCGCUCAUGGGAGCCUCGCUUUCGUGUUGCCGGGGGCGACGGCGAAGGCCUGUUCCGCGCGGAAGAGCGUUGCCUCGGCGACUUCUGCUUCCUGCGCCUGCGUCUGCGUGGUGGGGGGGCGGCCGUGCUGAACCGGGAGGUUGCCGCGGGUUACGAACUGCGCGUGCGCGCCAGCCUGCGUGGGCAGGACGGUCAGGAGGCCUGGACGCGCAUCACUGUGCACGUGCUCGACCGCAACGACCUCCGACCUCUCUUCUCCCCCACCACCUACUCCGCACGCAUCAGCGAGGACACGCCCCCCCGGGCCAGCGUCGCCCAGGUCACAGCCACGGAUGCGGACUCUGGUUCUAAUGGUGAGUUCUACUACUUCCUGCGGUUCCGUUCGGACCUGUUCGCGGUCCACCCCAGCAGUGGCGUGCUGCUGCUGACCGCGCCACUGCCGGCGUCGCCACGGGAACACCAGCUGGAGGUGGGGGCGGUGGACCGCGGCAUGAAGCUCUACGGCAACAAUGGGGUGAGCAGCACAGCACGCGUCAUGCUGCACCUCGAGACGCGCAACCAGCACAGCCCCCUCAUCACCACGGCAACGCUGCAGCCGCCACGCGCCGGCCCUGACCAGCUGGUCGCCGUGGUGACCGUGACGGACGAGGAUCGGGGCGUAAACGGACAGAUCGCAGACGUGACGCUGGUGGGCGGAGUCUCGGGCCCUCAGCUUCGUCUGGAGCGGCGGGGGGAGGGGCCUGCGGGAGGGGCGGAGUUUGUGCUGCUGACGGGGGAGGGCAUGGAUUGGGCGUCGCCAGGGGGCGUGUCUGUGAUGCUGCAGGCUCGUGACCGUGGCGACCCACCCCGCUACUCUGCUCCACACACACUGAGGCUCCUCCCACCUCCCCCUGACCCUACGCCACCCCGUUUCCCUGGCGACGGUUACCAUGUGCGCGUGAGCGAGCUGGCCCCGCCCGGGACGCUCCUGGUGGCAGUGGCUCUGACCCCUCCCCCGGCCGACGCCCGCUACACGCUGUCGGACACACACACUCACACGCACGCGCUCAGCGGCUUCUUCACCGUCGGGUCACACUCGGGGGUCGUCUCCACGGUUACCUGGCUCACCGCUCUCGGCCAGGCGACGCUCACGCUGGAGGUCGCCGAGGAGACAAGCGGCCUGAAGGUCAAAGUUCACCUGACGCUGCUGGAUGAGAAUGACCACGCGCCCGUGUUUAGCCGGCAGGCGUAUCACGCCGUGGUCAACGAGAGCGUUCCCGUGGGAACCACGGUGCUGUUGCUCACGGCGACGGAUGCCGACCGCGGGGAGAACGGCUACAUCACCUACAGUCUGGAGGCGGAGCCCGCCGCGGAGCCCCAUUGGCCGCCCUUCUCUGUCAAUCAGUUCUCGGGGGCGGUGCUGACCAGCGCCCGGCUGGACUUCGAGCGGCAGGCGGAGUUCUGGCUGACCGUGCGCGCGUCGGACUGGGGCUGGCCGGAGCGGCGGGAGAGCCGCGCGAGCGUGCACGUGAGCGUGCACAACCAGAACGACGAGCGUCCACUGUGGGGGGGGCGGGGUUGCCAGCUGCUGGUCCCGCCCCUCUGGCCCCAAGACACGCCCCUCUUCACUCUGGCAGCUCUCGACCCAGACCGCCUCACGCCACUCAAGUACAGCAUCCAAUCAGGAAACUCCGCCCGCCUCUUCAGCCUGCAACCCGACACCGGGCACCUCCUGCUGACCCGCCCCCUGCCAGCUGGCCACGCCUACAGCCUGCGCAUCACCGCUACCGACGGCGACCACGCUUCCGACCCCAUGAGUCUCAAUGUCACCACGGCAACCAGCGUCUCUGCCCCCAGCCUCAGCUGCCAGGACAUGCAGGUUGCCGAGCAACUGGCAGAGAAGCUGUCUCGCCCACGGGCAGGUGGGCGGGACUACCCACAGGGGGAGGGGCUCAUGGACCUGUUCUCAGCCAAUCGGCAUGCGCCACGCUUCUCGGAGGAUGUACCUGAGAAGGUGUGGGUUCCAGAGGACACGCCCACAGGAGCCAGCCUGCUGCAGCUACAGGUAACCGAUGAUGAUGCGGGUCUCAGUGGUCAGCUGUUGUAUUCCGUUGCCCAUGGCAACAGUGAUGGCUGUCUGACGGUGGGCAUGCGCAGUGGUGAGGUCACACUCUUCCAGCCACUGGACCGAGAGCGCACUGAACGUUACCAUGCCAACAUCAGUGUGUAUGACCAAGGGUCACCACGGCGAUCCACAUGGAAACUCAUCACCUUCAUCGUCACAGACGUCAACGACAACACCCCCCGCUUCCUGCAGCCUGACGGGUACCACACACACAUCCUGGAGAACACUCCAGUCGGCACAGAGGUGGUGCAGCUGGAAGCAGUGGAUGCGGAUGAGGGCUUGAACGCUGCAGUUCUCUACUCUCUCCUGACGGAGGCGCCCUUCGGGAUCAACGCCUCCUCUGGCCUCGUCUACGUUGCCGGGCAACUGGACCGCGAGACCACGCCCUCUUACACUCUGCGUGUGGAGGCGCGAGACUCCGCCCCUGAGCGCUCAGCGCAGCGUGUCGCCGUGACGACGCUGGAGGUGGAGCUUGGUGAUGUAAACGACGUUGCGCCGGUUCUGAUCCCGCCGCGUGUAUGUGUGCGCGUGCGUGAGGACACUCCCGUUGGAGCGCUGAUCGCCUGGCCGGACACACACGACCCCGACCUCGGCCCUGGCGGAACACUCACACACACACUCGCCAACGACUACAACGCCACCUUCACCAUCCACACACACACCGGGGCCAUACGCCUCAACAAGGAGCUGGACUACGAGAUGCAGCAGGUGUAUAACGUGACGGUGCGCGUGCAGGACGGGGGGGUGCCGGUGUCGCUGCUGACGGAGGGUUGGCUGGAGGUGGAGGUUCUUGAUGUGGACGAGAACCGCUUCGCUCCGGAGUUCCCCUCCUUCGCCACUAACGGCUCGGUUCCGGAGGGUUCUGCGGCGGGAACGUCGGUGCUGCGCGUGGUGGCGCGGGAUGAUGACACGGGUCGAGAUGGUCAGCUGCUCUACUCGCUGAGAGGGGGGAGUGGCCUCGGACGCUUUGACAUAGACGAGGACACAGGUCUAAUCUAUACUACAGAUGUACUUGACCGUGAAACGCAAGAUUCCUAUUGGCUGACAGUUUAUGCAACAGAUAUGGGUGUGGUCCCCCAGUCUGCUGUGCUCCACGUCUACAUCCAGGUCGAGGAUGUGAAUGAUAACGCUCCACUGACAUCAGACCCCAUGUAUCACGCGUCGGUGCUGGAGAAUUCGCCCAAAGACCUGUCAAUCAUCCAGAUCUACGCCCAAGACCCAGAUGCCACGCCCACUGCAGCGCAGCUCUCAUUCCGCAUCACCAGCGGCAACGCCAGGAACCUGUUCAGCAUCGACUCACACACAGGUCUUAUCACAACAACCUCAAAGAAGCUAGAUAGAGAACAACAAGAUGAACACGUGCUAGAGGUGACGGUGUCCGAUGGAGCACCCUCUCCCCAGCAGGCGGUGGUGUGUGUGUGUGUGUCGGUGUUGGAUGUGAACGAUAACGCUCCGGUGUUUCUGGAGAAGGUGUAUCACGUGCGUGUUCCCGAGCGCCGCCGUCGCCAGGCAACCAUCUACCGUGUCUUCGCUCAUGACCGUGACCACGGCAACAAUGCUGAACUCACCUACAGCAUCACCGAUGGCAACGGAGACGGGAAGUUCACCAUCGAUCCCAAAACUGGCGUGGUGUCGUCACGGAAACAUUUCUCAGCGGGCAAUUACGACAUCUUAACUAUCAAAGCCGUGGAUGGAGGCCGCCCUCAGAGGUGGGCGUCGGCUCGUUUGCACAUUGAGUGGGUGGGGCGUCCAGCGGCUGACUCUGCCCCCCCCGUGUUUGACGAGCGGCUGUAUAACUUCAGCGUCACGGAAACCGACCGAGUGGGAGAGAUAGUGGGUGUGGUCUCAGUCAAACACAGCUCCUCCCCUCUCUGGUUUGAAAUCAUUGGCUCUUCUUCUUCUCUACUCGAGGUCUUCAGUGUACUUCAGCUCUCCUGUGGCAGGAACUGUACUUCACAAGAGGGAGAUGAGAAGCGUGUGUUUGAGAGUGAUCGUGCUGCAGGAACUAUCAUCAUCACACGGCCGCUGGACGCAGAGCAGAGAACCUUCUACAACCUGACAGUGGAGGCUACCGAUGGAACACACAGCACACACACACAGGUCCACAUCACAGUCCUCGACAGUAACGACAAUCCUCCAGUGUUCUCACAGUCUGUCUAUGAUGUCAUGGUUACGGAGGACACGCCCCCAGAGACGGAGUUGCUACGGGUGACGGCGACGGAUCGUGAUGUGCACCACUCGCUGACCUUUGGGCUGCAGGGGAGCGUUGACCCCUCCAGCGUCCGCCUGUUCCGCAUCGACCCCGUCACCGGAACCAUACACACCACACACACACUCGACCACGAGAGCAACACGCAGCACAUCCUCACAGUCAUGGUGAAGGAGGAGGAGUUUCCAUACAGGAAGGCCCUGACUCGCGUUCUCAUUGGAGUAGAGGACAUUAAUGACCACGCCCCCCUGUUCACCAUGGCGAUGUAUGACGGACAGGUGUUUGAGUCUGCUGCCGUGGGAACAGCCGUGCUCACUGUCACCGCCCUCGACAAGGACAAAGGAGCCAACGCCCAGAUCCUGUACAGCAUAGAGUCAGGCAACACCGGAGGUGCGUUUGACGUGGACCCUGUGCAGGGAGUGGUCAGCGUGGCUCGUCAGCUGGACUUGUCUGCUAUUGGGCACUAUGUGCUGUCAGUCAGAGCCAUAGAUGGUGGGACUCCGCCUCUCUCCUCCAUGGCAACCAUCCAUGUUGCUGUGGUGAUGUCAGACAACACCCCGCCCCGAUUCCCCCUUAGUCAAUACCACGCUCAGGUCAGUGAGAACGUCGCCAUAGGAACCUCCGUCACCACGGUGACGGCCCUCAGCCGGUCCACGCUCACCUACCACCUUCGCCAUGACAGCGGAGACGGCACUUUCAGCAUCAACCAGUACAGCGGCGUCAUAGUAACGCGGAAGCCGAUCGACUACGAGGCCAACCAGAGCUUCACCCUGGCGGUUGCCGUGGGAGACAUGGCUGGACGCGAGGCGUCCGUCAAGGUGACGGUCACCGUGCUGGACUGCAACGACAACUCCCCGGAGUUUCCUGAGUCUGGUUACCAUGGCAGCGUGCGUGAGGGUGCCCCGGUGGGCAGUGUAGUGACCGAUGCUCUGAGUGGCGCCGCUCUGCAGCUGAGAGCGCAUGACGCAGACAGCGAGCAGAACGGUCAGCUGGCCUAUCACAUUGCAGGACGAGCACGCACGGCAUACUUCACCGUCGACACGGCAACCGGGGCGCUACGCACCAGCGCACCGCUAGACUACGAGACCACGCCCACAUUCCACUUCCAGGUGAGUGUCCGUGACCGCGGUCGUCCGUGGAGAUGGGGUGGCGUUGCCGUGGUUACGGUGGACAUUCUGGAUGAGAAUGACAACCCUCCUCGCUUCACCCAGCCCACACACUCCCGCCUGCUACUCCUUCCAACCUAUCAGGGUGUAGAACUGCUCACUGUCUCCGCCCACGACCCCGACACCAACCAAUCCCAGCUGCGCUUCAGCCUGACGGACAGCUCUGGGGCCGGGUCUCGCUGGGCUCUGGACGCCUCGUCCGGCGUGCUGACCGUGCGGAACGCCAGCGGCUGGGAGGCGGGGCUUGAGCGGUGGGGCGUGCGCGUGACUGACGGACGCUUCACCAGCUCCGCCCUAGUGACCGUUACCGUGCGCAUGGCGCAGGAGGCGGAGCUUCGCUUCUCGGAGGCGGAGUUUCGCGCCAGCAUCCCUGAGAACCGGGCGGGCCGACAGCUGGUUACCGUGGUGACGGCGGUGGGCGGGAAGCUGAACGAGCCUCUGCGCUUCUCCCUACUCAACGGGGGCGGAGUCUUCCAGAUUGGCCACACCUCCGGCGCCAUAGAGACGAUGGGCGUGGCUCUAGACAGAGAGCAGAGGGAGGAGCAUGGCUUGGUGGUGCAGGUCGGUCGUCCUGGAGACCCUCUCCGCGUUGCCAGGGCGACCGUACAUGUUCGAGUCACUGAUGAGAACGACAACGUGCCGCUGUUUGUUGGGUUGCCGUACUACGCAGCGGUGCAGGUCGAUGCUGUGCCUGGGACGGUGGUCUGUGUGGUCAGGGCGGUGGAUCUGGACGCUGGCCCAAAUGGUCAGGUCAGCUACUUCCUGACAGAUGACUCAAGGCCCGCCCACUUCCUGAUGGAUGCAGAAAACGGCCAAUUAAAACUCAGCAGGGCUUUUGAACCAGACUUGUCAAAUGCUGAGUAUCAGGUGGUGGUGUUGGCACGUGAUCAGGGGCAGCCGGCUCUCUCCUCGUCUGUGACGUUUACUGUGACCGUGGUCAACCGUGCCAUGCCCGUCUUUGAUAAAGCAUUCUACUCUGUACGGGUAAAUGAGGACGUCCCUGUGCUCACCCCAAUCCUAGGCAUCAACGCCAGCUGCCCUGAGGGCCAGGCUGUUCUGUACACACUCUCACACACACACACACACACACACUCCGCUCACACCACCUCACUCCCUCAGGCUGCGCUGGAGGCUCCGCCCAGUUUCUGGGUGGGGUUUGAUACCGGCGUCAUCAGCGUCGCCGCCCCCCUCGAUCACGAAACCACCCCCUCCCAUCGCCUGGUUGUCCGGGCAACCGCUGCAGUGACGGGAGCACGCUCAGAGGUGGAGGUGGAAGUCGUCGUGGGAGACGUCAAUGACAACCCGCCCACUUUCACAAGCCCCACCCACCACGCUGUCAUCUCAGAGAACGCCAUGAUUGGAACUCCAGUCAUACAGGUGCAGGCGGUGGAUCUGGACUCUGAUAAGAACGGUGCGGUGCGUUACCAGCUGCUGCCAGGCGGGGGCGCUGUGGGCGAGGACUGGUUCCACCUGGACAGCGUGAGUGGGCUGCUGCUGACCGCGCGGCGCCUGGACCGCGAGCUGACCCCCCGCGUGACGCUGCUGCUCCGCGCCUGCGACCAGGGCUUCCCCCCGCGCGACAGCACGGCCACCGUCACUGUGGAGAUCGCCGACGUCAACGACAACGCGCCACAGUUCGGCCAGCUGCUCUACGAGGCGCGCGUCAGCGAGGGGGCGUCGCCGGGGCAACCUGUGACACGCGUGUGGGCCUGGGACGCAGACGAACAGGCCACGCCCCUCCACUACUCGCUGCUGUCGGGCGACGAGCGUGGCCUGUUUAAGCUCCACCCCCUGAGCGGCGUGCUGACGCUAGGGGAGGCGUGGCCUGGGCCCCGUCGCCACGACGACGUGCUGGUGCUGGAGGUAGGCGUGUCUGACGGCGUACUGGGGGGCGGAGCUCAGGUGCAUGUGGGCGUCGACAUGCUCAAUAGACACGCCCCUGUCUGCGCUCAGAGCUCGUACGAGGCCCAGGUCAGCGAGGGCGCGCCGGCGGGGUCAAAGGUCACGGGCGUGCGGGCGCUGGAUGCUGACCCCGGCCAGCUGGGUCAGGUGCGCUACUGGUUGCUAACGGAGACGGCGCAGCACUGGGUCAGUGUGGACGCGGUGUCCGGCCUGGUUACCACGGCGAUGCGCUUGGACCGGGAGCAGCUCGGAGACGUGCUUUCCUUCACGGUCGGCGCAGAGGAUGGAGGCGGUCGCCGUGACUACUGCAGCGUGCGUCUGACAAUCCUGGACGAGAACGACAACGCGCCGCAGUUCCGAGCCAACGAGUAUCGCGUCAGUGUGAGAGCACACACUCCUGCAGCCUCUCUGCUCACUCAGGUUCAGGCGUGGGACGCUGACCAAGGCUCCAACGCACAGCUGGCCUACAGCCUGUACAGCGAGGCUAGCCAGCCAAUCACAGCUCUGCUGGAUGUGGACGUGGACAGCGGUUGGCUGGUGACGCGCGCGGGGGCGGGGCUAGAGGCGUUCGAGGGGAGUGUCCUGUCCUUCUUCGUGAAGGCGGCGGACGGUGGGGUUCCGUCCAGACACGCGCUGGUGCCCGUCUACGUGCACGUGCUGCCAGGCCACGCCCCCUCAAUCGGCUUCAGCCAACCACAGCUCUCCUUCUCCACCGCAGAGGACACGCCCAUCGGCGCCACGGUGGGUGUGGUGAAACCACAGGCCACGCCUUCUGGCAUGGUGCUGAGCGUUGUGAUUGGCCAGACGGAGGACAGUAACCGUGACGGCGUGUUUGUGAUUGACAGCCCGUCGGGGGCGCUUAAGCUUGACCAGCCGCUGGACCGCGAGGAAGUCUCUGCCUACCGCCUCCGCGUCUGCGCCUCCCUGCCACAGCUGCCCGUCGCCGUGGUGACGUGCGUGGAGGUGGAGGUCAGGGUUCUGGACGUGAAUGACCACGCGCCCGCCUUCCAGUCGGCAGCCUAUGAGACCAGCAUCCCCGAGGACACGCCCCCUGGGACCCCGGUCAUGCAGGUGCACGCGGAGGACCCUGAUUGGGCGGCCAACGGUCAGGUGAUCUACAGCCUGACUCCGCCCAGCCAGGCGGCAGUGGGAGGGGCGUUGUUUGUGAUUGACAGGAGCUCUGGUUGGAUUAGCACGCUGGGUGGGCUGGACCAUGAGUUAAGCCCCGCUCACUCACUGACGGUGUGGGCGUGGGACCUAGGCGACCCUGUCAGCCUGUCGUCGACGGCAACAGUCACCGUGGUAGUGAGCGACUGUAACGACAACCCGCCAGUGUUCCUGCAGACUCGUUACCAUGGCAGCGUGCGGGAGAGCGACCCCCCAGGGGAAGUCGUCACGGUGAUAAACACACGGGACGAGGACAGUUCCCCUAGCAACCGCCAGGUCACCUACCACAUCACUGGGGGAGACCGUGCGGGUGUGUUUGGUCUGGGGCUGGUGCAGGGUGAGUGGACGCUCUACGUGCGGAACUCUCUGGACAGGGAACAGCAGGACCAUUACAUCAUCAACGUCACGGCAACCGACGGACUCCACGCCUCCAUCGUGAGUGUGGAUGUCACGGUUACGGAUGCCAACGACAACAGCCCUGUGUGUGAGCAGGCGCUGUACAGCCUGUCGGUGUUAGAGGACGUGAAGGUGGGGUCGGUGUUGCUGCGUGUCAGAGCGACGGACGCUGACCUGGACUCCUACGCUCAGAUCCGAUACACACUCACAGGAGAUGGAGCACACAACUUCAGCCUGCACCCACACACAGGUGAGCUAAAGACUGCGGUGGAGUUGGACCGUGAGACCACGUCCCAGUACACGUUGGUUGCUGUGGCGACUGAUGGGGGUGGGCUCUCCUGCAGUGCUCAGGUGUCAAUCACACUACUGGAUGUCAAUGACAACGCCCCUCAGUUGGGCCAAUCAGAGCUCGCCGCCAGCGUCUACGAGAACACGCCCACCAAAGCCCUCAUCACACGCAUCCAGGCCAUGGACCCAGACCUGGGUGCGGGUGGUCGUGUCCUGUUCUCCCUGCUGGACUCUGAGGGUGUGUUUGCGCUGGACGCUGAGUCGGGUGUGUUGUCCCUGGAGCGGCCGCUGGACCGGGAGCAGCGGUCUGCGUGGCGAGUGUGUGUGUUGGCGAGUGACCAGGGAGUUCCACCGCUGUCCGCUCGCGCCAACCUGACCGUCAGCGUGCUGGACGUCAACGACAACCCGCCCGUCUUCGAGCGCCGCGACUACCUGACCGCGCUGCCCGAGGACGUUGCCGUGGGAACGGAGGUGGUGCGCGUGUACGCGGCCAGCAAAGACAUCGGAACCAACGCAGACAUCUACUACAGCAUUCGCCAUGGCAACCAGCUCGGACACUUCAGCAUACACAUCAACACAGGGGCUAUCUCGGUGUGGCGGCCGCUGGACUUUGAGACGUGUUCUGGUUACUUCCUGACUGUGGAGGCGAGAGAUGGCGGGACUCCUCCCCUUAGUGCUGUUACCAUGGUGAACAUCAACGUGUCGGACGUGAACGACAACGCGCCCGUCUUCAGCAGAGACGCCUACAGCGCCACCAUCAGUGAGGAUGCUGCCAUUGGAGACAGCGUCGUCAAGGUGACGGCGGAGGACAUGGACAGUCCACUGAAUGGGGCGGUGCUGUACUCUAUCGCCGGGGGCGACCGUGAAAAGCAGUUCUUCAUCGAGCCAAUAACAGGCUUGAUCCGCGUCAACAAACCACUGGACCGCGAGACGGUGAUGACGUACUCAAUGAGUGUGUGUGCUAGAGAUUCCGGCUCGCCUCCUCUCUCCUCGACUGCCCUGGUGAACAUCGAGAUAUCCGACAUCAACGACAACCCGCCCACCUUCAGCACAGCCAAUCACACUGCAGUUAUCCAGGAGAACACACCCUCCAGAACCAGCAUCCUGCAGCUGUCUGUCACAGAUAAAGACUCCGCCCACAACGGACCACCCUUCCUGUUUCGCAUCCUAUCAGGUAACGAAGGGGCGGAGUUUCAUCUGGAUAAGGAGGGACUUCUGACAUCCAAUCAAGUCUUCAGGAGAGAGAUAGCCACUGAAUACAUCUUACAAGUUCAGGCGUGGGAUUCUGGCCGACCCUCCCUGUCGUCCGUGGCAACGGUGGUGGUGCGUGUGAUUGAAGAAAGUGUUCACCCCCCUUCUGCAUUGCCUCUGCAGGUUCAUAUCGUUGCCAUGGAGGACGAGUUCCCGGGCGGCGUGAUUGGUCAGAUCCACGCCUCUGACAUGGAUGCCUUUGAUGUACUCACCUUUGGCCACACCCACCAGCAAAACAGCCUCUUUAAGGUCAGUCCUCAGGAUGGCCGAGUGAUCGCUCUGAGUGGGCUGGACGGGGGCGUGUACUCUCUGAACGUGACGGUGAGUGACGGGCGCUUCUCGGUGAGCGUGCCCGUGAGCGUGCACGUGGAGGGGGCGUCGGCCGACAUGCUGGUGCACGGAGUGACGCUGCGCUUCGACCGCGUGGCCCCGCCCACUUUCCUGCAGCGCCUCCCGGAGCUGCGGAGACGCAUCGCUGCUGCCAUGGCGACCGCGCGGCCCGAGCUCCUGCACGUGCUCAGUGUGCAGCCGGUGGAGACGGGCCAGCUGGACCUGCUGGUCGCCGUGGAGACGCCCGAGGGAGGGUUCUACAAGGCAGCGUACGUCUCACAGAAGCUAGCAGGAGCACGCAGAAGCCUUGACCAGGUCCUGCGUGUGUCGGCGGUGCUGGAUAAGAACUGCUCUGCGCUGGAUUGUCGUGAGUCGGCGUGUGAGCAGCGUUUGGAGCUGGACUCCCACAACAUGCAGACACACUCCACACACACACUCAGUUACGUCACCCCGCGCUUCAUACGACACACACGCUGCAUCUGCACCGAUGGUAGCUGUGGUGAUGACGAGGGUGUGUGUGCGGGUGUGUGUCCAGUGGACAUGCGUUGUGUCGGAACCUUCGGCUCCAGUGGACCAUACACCUGCCAGUGUCCCCCUGGCAAACUAGGAGAGUGCGCAGGUCAUUCCUCUCUCAGUUUCCUAGGUAACAGCUUUAUCAAGUACAGCGUGUCAGAAGGUCUGAGGGGCCGAGGAGUCAUGAGGGUCAGUCUGCGAAUCAGAACCCUCCAGAGCCGGGGAGUCAUCAUGUACACAAACACACACGCCUGCACACAGCUGAAGCUGGAUCAGGGUGAGCUGUGGUUUCAGGUGGAUUGUGGGAGUGGUCUGCCACACCUCGGCAUCUCGGGGCGUCCAAUCAAUGAUGGGCGUUGGCAUCAUGUGACAGUGGAGCUUGGCGCGAACCACAGCAGCCUGUCAUUGGACGACACCUACGUGGAACAGAGGCGUGGCCCCCUCAGGCCACUCCCAUCCACUCCUGAUUGGUCGCUGGUGUUUGGGGCGGGUCCAGACGAGGGCGUGGCCCAAGGCCUGCAGGAGCGUCGUGAUAGGCUGCGCAGGCCGGCAGGGGCGGGGCCAGCGGUGGUGUCGGGGUUCCAGGGCUGCCUGGACGCGCUGCAGCUGAACGGACGAGAGCUCCCCCUGCAGGACAAGCGCAGCACUGACGCCCGCGUGCUCAGCCACGCCAGCCUCGCCCUGGGGUGCACUCUGCGCCCCGACGCCUGCCAAGCACAGCCCUGCAGGAACGGAGCCAGCUGCAGCAGCCAGCCCAGCGGAGGGUUCUGGUGUACUUGCGCAGCGUUCUUCACAGGCCCCCGCUGUGAGGUGGAGAUGAGUGUGUGUGUUCCCAACCCCUGUAAGAACGGGGGCCAGUGCAAGGCCAUCGGCAACGCCUUCCUCUGUAGCUGCAGGAGAGGAUACACUGGGCUCACGUGUGAGGAGGAUGUGAACGAGUGUGAGGGGGAGGAGUGUGAGAACGGUGGCGUGUGUGUUAACACGUUCGGCUCCUUCUUCUGUAACUGCACGCCGGGCUUCGUGGGUCGCCUGUGCAGACUGCGUCCCGUGCUGGUGCCUGACAUGCAGGCUGGCCACGCCUACCUGGGGCGGGAGGAGCUGAUCGGCAUGGCGACGGUGCUGUUCCUCAUCGUGCUGCUGGUGCUGCUGUUCGUGGCGCUGCGCAAGCGUCUGUUCCGGAAGAGUCCGUCUCGUCUGGCGCUGGACCCUGCGGCCGCCGCCCUGCUGCACAAGACCAACGGAGCCUUCGCGCCGCCCACACACACGCUCACACACACACACACGCACGCGCCCACACACACGCUCACACACACACACACACUCACACACUCUGCGGGACUCUUUACCGAGGGGGCGGGGCCUCCACAGGUGCCUGUCAGGCCCAUGGCAUACACGCCCUGUUUCCAAGGCAACGAUGGAACGCGAGGAGUGAGCGGCGCCCUGGAGAAGGGGGCGGAGCUUACAGAGAUGACUACGUUCCACCCCUCAGAGGCGUCUCCACGGAUACUGGGCGGAGUAUCAGCGCGAAGGGGCGUGGUCGUGUGCAGCGUCGCUCCCAACCUCCCACCCACCUCCCCCUGCCCCUCCGACUGCGACUCUCUCAAGAGCCCCUGGGACGGCCACGAGGUUAAAGGAGGAGACGGGGGGUGUUUUGGAGGCAGUAACAAGGGCAGCAACUCAGAGGUUCAAUCCCUUAGUUCCUUCCAGUCUGAUUCCUGUGACGACAACGCCUCCAUAGUGACAGUCAUUCGACUGGUUAAUGAUGCUGUCGACACUAUCGAAAAUGAAGUGUCUGUUAUGGACCAGAAUCAGACAUACAACAGAGUCUAUCACUGGGACACGUCUGAUUGGAUGCCAAGCUCACGCCUGCCGGAUAUUGAAGAAGUUUCAGCCUAUGAGAGUGCAGACACCUCAGUCACCAUGACGAUGGGUGUGGGGGCAGACUUAGAGACGGACUACUACCUGGGUGGGGCUUAUGACAUAGACAGUGAGACUCCACCUCCACAGGGGGAGGAGUUACACCUCUCUCCACCAAUCACCUCUGACCAUUAUGACAGCUCGCCUGCCAGUCAGCCGGUUUCCACGGACACCACUCUGAGCAGAGGGCAGAAGGCCCGCCCACAGUUCCAUCCCAGCCAAUACCUGCCUCCACACCAGCCGCCACUCACAGACGGGCCCAGCACGGGGGAGGAGCUUUGCACAUUUGUGGGCGGAGUUUUGGGAAGGCAGGACCUUGAGGAUCAGAUGUCAGUCAGGCUGUCAAUCAACGCCUCCUCAGCUUCCGAUGUCUCCGCCCCCUGUGUCUAUGGUGACUCGGAGACAGACAGUCUAGAAGAGUCACAACAACAGACUGAAGUGUGAUAGACACACACAAACACACACACACACACACACACACAAACACUCAAACAUGCACAAACACACACAUAAUCAAGCGCACACAAACACACACACAAACAUUCAAACAUACACACACACACAGACACACUAAUGAACUGCGGCCCCCCAAAUUCCUCUCUUAAUAAAUGGCAAAAAUUAA